AUGAGCAGUGGCCGGCAAAUGGUGUCCGAUGUGCAUGUACACCCCAACGGUUGCCACAUUUAUCUGCUGCCGCCCCUCACCUCCAGACUUCAGUUUAGGCCCAAGUUGCUGGUUUAUGAGGCAAAAGAAGAGCUGAACAAGUUCGGAGCGCGAAAAAAAGAGGGCCAGGAUGGGGGAGAAGAGGAGACUCGGAAGAAGCCUAAUUUGCCGGAAGGAGAUGAGGCUAAUUAUGGUCCGGCAGAACAGAUCGUCUGUCUGGAGGCAGCGCACACUUUCCAGUUGCCCAGUGCUCGUCACAUCCAUCGCGAUCGCCACUCAGCCGAGAAGAGUAGGCCGGACUUGGGCAGAUGA
Protopolystoma xenopodis is the source of this 351-nucleotide messenger RNA. NCBI's taxonomy places the organism in Eukaryota, Metazoa, Platyhelminthes, Monogenea, Polystomatidea, Polystomatidae. The record is from the annotation of a GenBank genome assembly.